Messenger RNA from Dendrobium catenatum, 1559 nucleotides. RefSeq names its product mitogen-activated protein kinase kinase kinase 17-like. Bases 144 to 1559 code for a protein of 471 amino acids. NCBI's taxonomy places the organism in Eukaryota, Viridiplantae, Streptophyta, Magnoliopsida, Asparagales, Orchidaceae. Gene Ontology annotation, biological process: protein phosphorylation. Gene Ontology annotation, molecular function: ATP binding; protein kinase activity. The transcript has 2 exons. The record is from RefSeq and is a predicted model, not a curated record.
CUGCUUGCUUCUUUGUAUUCCUCUUCCUUCCCUGUAACACAAGCGAACAAUCGCUAAAUGACACUCCAAAUUCCAUUUCCUAUUUAUUUCUUUCUUGAAUCGUCAAGAAUCGUUAAGAAUCAAGACAAUUCCUUUGUUCUGCAAUGGGUGGAGCUGAGUGGGUUAGAGGGCCGGCCAUCGGCCGCGGCUCCACUGCCACAGUCUUCCUCGCUGCUUCCUCCACUUUUGGCGAUCUCUUCGCCGUCAAGUCUGCCGAGUUGUCCCACUCCGCAAUUCUGCAGCGCGAGCAGAGCAUCCUCUCUGCACUCAGCUCACCUUUCAUUAUCUCUAGUUUCGGCUUCGACGUGGCCCCGCGCGACGGUGGCGCUCUAUUCUACAAUCUGUUUCUUGAGUACGCCCCCGGCGGUUCUCUCGCCGACCAUAUAAAGAACUCUGGCGGCCGGUUGGAUGAACCGGCCAUCCGUUACAAAACCCGAGAUAUUCUGACCGGUUUGGCUUAUCUUCACGGCCAAGGCGUCGUCCACUGCGACGUCAAGCCGGGGAAUGUACUUCUGGUGUCGGGCGAGCGGGCCAAGAUAGGCGAUUUGGGUUGUGCGCGGUGGGUCGCCGCCGGCGAGCUGGACGUACGUGGGACGCCGAUGUACAUGGCGCCGGAAGCCGCGAGAGGGGAGGAGCAGGGGAUGUCAGCUGAUGUUUGGUCGCUGGGGUGCACAGUUAUUGAGAUGUUCGCUGGCCAGUCGCCGUGGCCAGAGAUUGAUGAUGUCGUUGCGGCGAUUCACCGGAUUGGAUUCUCCGGCGAUGUGCCGGAAAUUCCAGAUUGGGUGUCGGAGGAGGCGAGGGAUUUUCUAGAUAAGUGCUUGAGGAAGGAUCCAGGGGAGCGGUGGACGGCGGAAGAGCUUCUGCGCCACCCCUUCGCCGCCUCCGGCUGCGCUGAGGCGACCUGGAUUUCUCCGAAGAGCAUUCUGGAUUUAAGCUUGUGGGAAUCAAUUGAAGAAGAAGAAGAAGAAGAAGAAGAGGGAUUCCGUAGUGAGGAACCAGCAAGGAGAAUUCGGGAGAAUGCAAUGGUUUCAGGCGGCCCAAUUUGGGAUUGGGAUGAAGAGUGGUUGGAGGUUAGAGACAGCCGUGGGGAAUGGAUGGAGGCAGAAGCCGCCGGAGCAGGCCGAGAGGGGAUGGUUGGUGGUAGGUGGAAUGCUGAUGAUUCUGCGAGUACUUCCUAUGUGGUUCGUAUGUCCUUCCAUCAUUCUAUGAUUGCUAGUGAUAAGGUCACUUUUAAUUUAAAUAAUGUUGCUAAUGCCGAUAUUUUUACUCAGGAAAAUAUGAAAAUUUUGAUAACUAAGGUUGCAAAUCCUAUGUUGAAUCAUGGUGAUGUUUUUGUUGGUAAUGAAAUGAUGGUUGAUUUGUCGUCUUUAACUCCAGCUGUUAAUAGUGUUGGUGUUCCAUUACAUAGUCCUCCUUCUAUGGAGACUGUGAACCUGCUCAUGUGGGUUGCCCAUAAUGAAAGAAAUUAUCUCUGUAUUGGAUUGAGAUCAUUGGGGAGUCAUAGCCCUAUGAUUGAAUAA